CCUGGACAUCGGUCUCCUUGGGUCUCUUGCUAUGGUGGGCUACUCUGGGUACGACGGCGACGAUGACGACUUCGAGAUGCCUGGCGGAGACGAUUUCAUGGACGUCACGGAGCUGUUCGUAGCGGGUGGACGAGACAUGGAGCCUGAGGAGGUCGUGCUCAUGGACAACUUUACGCUCAUGGACGCUAUGAGUGCUUUCGAGAUCGGAGAGCCUCGUUUGGACAGUGGGAUGGUCCUCGAAGAGCAACGUCGUCCGCCCUUCGACCCACUCGCGCCUCUGCUGCCGGAGGAAGUAUGCUGGAUCCUGGACCGCAGCUUCGCGUGCGAGAUGGAAUGGCAUGCGGGCAAAACGCUCUCACAAAGCGUAUUCACCGUCCUCUUCGUACAUCACUUGCCCGACAUCAACCCAGAGUACCUCCCGCCGGAUGAGCGCGAAAUCAAGGACCCAGCACGCCCGCGAUGGCUCAUUACCGUCGUCUUGCGGGCCGCAAUGCUCGGCCUGCUCAAGUGCUGCGACUUUGCGUGGCGUGAGCUGUCCAAAAACAAAGUGCACGAUGUAGAAGACUGGCAAGGCGAAAAAUGCGACGUUUCUCUCCUGGAAGGCGUCAACGCCGAGGUCGUCUCGCGUAUACUCGAUUCUGCAUGCGAAUGGCUUCGCCAGUCGGACCUGACGGAGAGCCAGGUCGUCGCCCUGUGCGACCGGCUCCUCUUGCGCAAGGCCAUCUUGGAACUCUACCGCGCGAAUCCCCUGAAAAAUAACAACGACAUAUUAUAUGGUGUAGCAGCUGGGGUCGGUUUUGUGCACCGAAUACGUGGAACCAGCCGCGACUUGGCACCAGACUCACCCGCGCGCCUUGCGUUGGACCCGUAUAUCGCCCGCCGGCUACCCAACUUCAUGCCCAUUCGCGCCACCGAGCUGCCAUCACAUGAUGAAUCCUGGAAUGCGCUUAGCUCGUUCCUCGAGGAGUGGCAAGAAACUCGAAAUCUUGUUGCCUCACCCUCGCUCAUCAAGUGGGAGGCGGCAGGGUCGCUUCGUUUCGCGCUCGGCAAGAGUGUUGCACCUCCCUUUCACAGGUCACUCAUCCAGACACUGUUCUUCGACAAGAACAUCGUCCUCGGGGAAUAUUCGCCGACGUGGCUAGUCGAACGCUUCUUCGAGGAGACGAUCGGAUAUCCCUACGCAUCCAUACGACGCGCUCUGGAGAACAACGCGCCCCAUACACAACCAGCGUCGACGCACGAAAUUAUCGAGCGGAGGAUUAUCAAGCUCAUGACUCCCCACGUUCGAUCGAGCUGGUACAAUCCGCCACGCCGGAGGCGACAUCUCAUGAAGGAAGUUCUACAGUGGCAUAUGCUGCACGAAGUGCUCCUGGACGAAGUCGAACAACGACAACCCGACAACACGGCUACGGCUAUGAUUUUGUCGGCGAUCCCUCUGGCAGCCCAGCUUGGGCGAUUAUCUGCCUGCCGAGAAGUCAUCAUCUCUGGCUUUCAGCAAGAGCUGUACGCACCAGAGGAAAAGCCGAUAGCUUAUUGGUACUUGUCCCGCGUUCUGGACGCGCACAUGAACUGCAUAGAGAAUCUAUUGCCCUUAGUGCCCCCAGACAGCACGGCAUAUCGCGAGCUCACAUUCCAGGCGGCGCACCUGUCUGCACUGCAGAUGAUAUCAACGACCCUCGUCGUGCUCACGGCGGGCUACAUUACCUCUCCUUGGCGUCGAAUAACGCUCAAUUUCCUGAAGAGGUACAAAUGGAUCUUCAACCCCGACUUCGACGACCUCGUUCCCGCGGAGCCCAUCCCGGACUUGCUAUCGUUCCCGAACUCCCUGAAGGAGUUCCUCCGGGACGAACACUACUCACCCUCAGCUACUUUUCAACUCACAGAGGACAUCUGCACCCGCCUCAGCGAGUCUUCCUACGACUGGCUUGGGUCUUGGGCUUCCGAUCGCAUCGAGUACUUGCGCAACCUUGCCAGUGCAUGCGACCGUCUCAAGGAGGUCGCCCCUCCCGACAUGCGACAGCUUCCCAGCUUCAAUUUGAUCGAUCUAAAGUGGAUCCCGGCCGUGCAUCCGUGGCUUCCAACAGUGGCUUGA
Molecule: messenger RNA, 2092 nt
Organism: Trametes versicolor FP-101664 SS1
Lineage: Eukaryota; Fungi; Basidiomycota; Agaricomycetes; Polyporales; Polyporaceae
Product: Mak10-domain-containing protein
Exons: 14
Coding region: 32-2092 (686 amino acids)
Biological process (GO): N-terminal peptidyl-methionine acetylation
Cellular component (GO): NatC complex
Source: RefSeq, a predicted model, not a curated record